AUGCAGCCCCAGCAGAUCUACGACUUUUCCAGUGACGAAAACAGUCACAAGUGGAGAGGCCUCUUCGUGCAAGCCCUGCGCAAGGUGCAGAAGCAGGUCCACCCCAACCUCCAGGCCAAGGAGGACGCCCUGCAGCACAUUGAGGAGCUGAUCCUACAGUUGCUCAACAUGCUGUGCGUGGCGCAGCCUCGUUCUGUUCAGGACGUGGAGGAGCGAGUCCAGAAGACCUUCCCACACCCGAUAGACAAGUGGGCCAUCGCCGAUGCACAGUCAGCUAUCGAGAAGCGCAAGAGGAGGAAUCCCCUACUUCUCCCAGUGGACAAGAUACACCCGCUGCUUAAGGAGGUCCUGGGCUACAGAGUGGACUACCACGUAUCGCUAUACAUCGUGGCCGUCCUCGAGUAUAUAUCGGCGGACAUUUUGAAGCUGGCGGGCAACUAUGUGGGCAACAUUCGGCAUUACGAGAUCAGCCAGCAGGACAUCAAAGUAUCCAUGUGUGCCGACAAGGUGCUGAUGGACAUGUUUGACCAGGAAGACGACAUCGGCCUGAUUUCGCAGUGCGCCGACGAGCCCUCCACUUCGGGAGAGCUAACGUACGACGACCUGGUGCGGCUGGAGAUCGCCGAGGAGCGGCAGUACCUACGCGAGCUAGACCUCAUCAUCAAAGUGUUCCGUCACCACUUCCUGUCCAACCCCAAGAUUUUCACACCGCGGGACGUAGAAGCCAUCUUCAGCAACAUCCUGGACAUCCACGAGUUGACGGUGAAGCUACUGGGUCUCAUCGAGGACGCCGUUGAGAUGACUGCGGACGGCAGCCCUCACCCGCUGGUGGGCAGUUGCUUCGAAGACCUAGCCGAGGAGCAAGCGUUCGAUCCAUACGAGACGCUCUCCCAGGACAUUCUCAGCAAAGACUUCCACGAACAUUUCAACAACCUGAUGGCCAGGCCGACCGCGGGCCUUUACUUCCAGUCUGUAGCAGAAGGCUUCAAAGAGGCCGUCCAGUACGUCCUUCCACAGCUCAUGAUGGUGCCUGUGUAUCACUGCAUGCAUUACUUUGAGCUCUUGCAGCAACUUCAGGAGCGUAGUCAAGACCAAGAUGACAGGGAGUGUCUGAAACAGGCCAUCACGGCGCUGCUCAAUCUCCAGUGCAGCGUGGAGCGCAUCUAUGCCAAACAGCAGCCUCGGCGGAAACCUGGCGAGCCCAUGUACCGCCUGUAUAGCCGGCAGAUUCGUAGCAAACAACUGGCCAUCAAGCGCAUGAAUGAGAUCCAGAAGAGCAUCGACGGCUGGGAGGGCAAGGACAUCGGCCAAUGUUGCAGCGAGUUCAUCCUAGAGGGCCCGCUGCUGCGCGCCGGCGCCAAGCACGAACGCCACAACUUCCUGUUCGACGGCCUCAUAAUCAGCUGCAAGGCCAACCAGAGCUCGCGGCUGCCCGGCUCGGGAAGCGGCGCCGAGUACCGCCUGAAAGAGAAAUUUGUGUUGCGCAAGGUGCGCAUCAUAGACCGCGAGGACUCGCCGGAGCUGCGGCACGGCUUCGAGCUGAUGGCCAAGGACGAGAACUGUGCCGUCUUUUGCGCGCGCACUGCAGAGGAGAAGGCGGCGUGGAUGGCCGCGCUGGUGACACUGCAGUACCGCUCCACAUUGGACCGCAUGCUUGACACUGUGUUGCAGCACGAAGAGCAGGCGCACCCCUUGCGGCUGCCCUCACCGGAGUUGUACCGCUUCGCUGUGCACGACUCAGAGGAGAACAUAGUCUUUGAGGACAAAGUGCAGAGCAAAACCGGCAUCCCCAUCAUUAAGGCGGGCACUGUGGUCAAACUCAUAGAGAGGCUCACCUACCACAUGUAUGCCGAUCCUAACUUUGUGCGCACUUUCUUGACCACGUACCGAUCUUUCUGCAAACCUCAGGAGCUUCUUACGCUGCUGAUUGACAGGAUCGAAAUCCCAGAGCCGGAGCCCACGGAGGAGGAUCGGCAGGCCCUGUGGAACGGUGACCAGCCAAUGGCGGCUGAGCUCCAGAGAUUCCGGAAAGAGUACGUGCAGCCGGUCCAGCUCAGGGUACUUAACGUUUUCCGUCAGUGGGUGGAGCACCAUUUCUACGACUUUGAAAAUGACCCCGAGCUGAGGAGUCGCUUAGAGGAAUACAUCACCAGCAAAAUCCAGUUGCGAGGCAAGUCCAUGCGGAAGUGGGUGGAGUCCAUCAACAAGAUCAUCCGGCGCAAGCUGCAGACACAGAGUAACGGCGUGAGCCAUAACAUCACCUUCGAAAGCCCACCCCCUCCCAUCGAGUGGCACAUCUGCCGCGCCGGCCAGGUGGACUCCUUCGAUCUCAUGACCCUGCACCCAAUUGAGAUCGCCCGGCAGCUAACCCUGCUGGAGUCUGAGCUGUACAGAGCCGUACGGCCAUCUGAGCUGGUUGGCAGCGUGUGGACCAAAGAGGACAAAGAGAAGAACUCGCCCAACUUGCUCCGGAUGAUACGACACACCACCAACCUUACGCUGUGGUUUGAGAAGUGCAUUGUCGAGACCAAGAACCUGGAAGAGCGCGUGGCCGUGUGGAUGCGCGUCAUUGAGAUUCUGCAAGUGUUUCAGGAACUCAACAACUUCAACGGCGUGCUUGAGGUGGUCUGCGCCAUCAACUCAGUCCCAGUCUACCGCCUGGACCACACCUAUGAGGCCAUACCAGAGAGGAAGAAGAAAAUCCUGGAGGAGGCUGUGGAACUGAGUCAAGACCAUUUCAAGAAGUACUUAGCCAAACUCAAGUCCAUCAACCCGCCCUGUGUGCCUUUCUUCGGUAUCUACCUGACCAACAUCCUCAAGACAGAGGAGGGCAACCCAGACUUUCUGAAACGCCACGGCAAGGAGUUGAUCAACUUCAGCAAGCGGAGAAAAGUCGCCGAAAUCACCGGCGAAAUCCAACAGUACCAGAACCAGCCCUACUGCCUUAAAGUGGAGCACGACAUUCGGAGGUUUUUUGAAAACUUGAACCCGAUGGGAACCCAGAGUGAGAAGGAGUUUUCGGAUUACUUGUUCAACAUGUCCAUGGAGAUCGAGCCCAGGAAUUGCAGACAAGCGCCUCGUUUUCCCAGGAAGACGACAUACACGCUGAAAUCACCUGGGGUUCGCCCCGUGCGAACGUCUACCUCGGGCACUCUGAAGGGCCACCCGGUGCCUCUGGAGAGGGAGCCGGCACAUAAGAUCACCUUCCGCAGCAUCGCCGAGACCGACGCGGAGACGCCGGCGUCCGCCUCGGUCCCUACGUCCCCCAACACACCCACGCCUCCGCAGUCGGCCUCCUCGGACCUGGGUUCGGUCUUCGCCGAGCACGACCUCAGCAGCUCAUAUGGCGGAUCCAACUCCAUCUUUGCGCCGGUUCUUCUGCCGCCUUCAAAAUUCCAAUCAGUUUCCUGCGGUAGCCUCCACCAAUUGGGAGAGGAGUUCCUCAAACCGCCGCCGCUUCCACCUCGGAGGAAGGACACUGUGUCGGAAACCAAACAGGGCUGCCACUCGGACAGCCCCCCCGCCAUCCCGCCACGACUGCCGCAGCCGCGGACGCCGGGCUACAACGGCCCCCUGACGGACGGGCCCCUGCCCAGCCCUCCGCCGCCCCCUCCCAGGGACCCCCUCCCUGACACGCCGCCUCCCGUGCCCCAACGGCCCCCGGAGAUCUUCAUCAACUAUCCGCUCAGCCUGCAGCCCUCGCCGGUGGGGCGCUACCACUGGGACUUUGCCAGCUCGCCCACUUCGCCCAACACGCCGCCCGGCACGCCGUCCCCGCGCGUCCCCCGCCGGGGCUGCCCGCUUAGCGCCAGCCAGAACAGCCUGUGCCCACCGCCGGCUCCGCCCGUGCCCCCUCGACACAAUCCGGGCCCGCAGUUGCCCAAGCUGCCGCCAAAGACGUACAAGCGCGAGCUGCCGCACGUUCUCUCCUUAGUGGAAAACAGUGACCCGUAG
Nerophis lumbriciformis (worm pipefish) is the source of this 3954-nucleotide messenger RNA. Lineage: Eukaryota; Metazoa; Chordata; Actinopteri; Syngnathiformes; Syngnathidae. The record is from RefSeq and is a predicted model, not a curated record.